CAUCACAAUGAAACACCAUAGCGUUAUGUUUGCCGUGCUUCUAGUGAUAGUUGCAGUUUCCGUGCGAGCCGAAACUGGUUUCUACGUACCCAAAGCGUACUACACGAUUGACGAGCAUGGCUACAAAUCCCCGCUUGUCUACAUUGACAGUAUUCCGCAAGUAUUCCAGCGUGUUCGACGGUCCGCUCAACUUCCUCCAGUCCCCAACUUUGGUUUCCCUGUGAAUUUCCCUGCGUUCCAGUUCCCUAACCCCGGACAGGGUGGCAAUUUCCAAGCAGUCUCCAUUACCAGCGGAGGCUCCGGUGGUUUAAACAACCGCUUCGAUGAAAACGGACAGUCGGCUCCCGCUGGAACUACUAUUAACACAUUCUCCUCUCAAAAUGGGCAAGUUACUCAGAUGACUCAUCACAUCGACAAGGACGGCAAAGUUACAACCCACACCAACAAGAAGAACUAAAAGUUGACCGAUGACCGCGAGUAUUAUU
Molecule: messenger RNA, 485 nt
Organism: Anopheles maculipalpis
Lineage: Eukaryota; Metazoa; Arthropoda; Insecta; Diptera; Culicidae
Exons: 5
Coding region: 8-457 (149 amino acids)
Source: RefSeq, a predicted model, not a curated record